GGCGGAGUCCAUGUUCGGCAUUGAAAUGUCGUUGGCUUAUUUCUUCGCUGGGCAAAUGCAAAAACAGGAGAUAAGUUCUGUUUACUGCAGAUAUUGACCUGAAUCAACCUAGAUCCAACCUGCCGAGCUUUUCCUCUCACACAAUUGCAGCCUGCUCUGUCUUCUCAAAUUUUGCAAGCACAGCGUGAUCUCAACUCAUAAGCAUAUCUCCGCACAACAUGGAUGGCUCCAACACCUCAGAUAAACAGUCCAAGACAUCCCAAUACCUCGCCACCCUCCCAUCCAAGCAUGUCGCCCCGCUCUGGACCGUGAUGGGCGCCAUGGUACCCCCGCGCCCCAUGCCCAAGGCUCAAGUAGCCCAAUGGAAAUACGACGAGAUUCGCCCGCUGCUCCUCGAAGCCGGAAAAGUUGUCGACGCGCAAGAGGCUGAGAGACGGGUGCUUAUGCUCGUUAACCCGGCCAUGCAGGCGCCGCACACAACAGACACCAUCUAUGCGGGGCUGCAGCUGAUUCUUCCCGGUGAGACAGCGCCGGCGCACCGACAUACUGCAUUUGCCUUACGGUUUAUAAUCGAGGGGGAGAGGGGGUUCACAGCUGUGGGUGGCGAGAAGGUGGUUAUGAAUCGAGGAGAUGUUAUACUGACGCCGAGCUGGGACUGGCAUGACCAUGGUCAUGAGGGCGAGGGCCCAAUGAUCUGGCUCGACGGCCUCGACCUUCCGCUGUAUCAAGCCUUCCCGACAAACUUCGCAGAGGUGUACACGGAGAGCCGGUAUCCCAGCAAUCCAACGGCAGAUGACUGUGAGCUGAGAAUCGGCUGGGACGAGGUGCGAAGGUUCCUCGACUCGCAGGAUGGCCCGCACGCCAUCUACCACUACCAAGUCGGCCGGGAGGAUGCGAAGAGGCCGCUUUCACUCACUAUGGGAGGCCAAGCGGAGCGCGUUGAUUCUGGUUCGGAGAGUGUAUCCAUGCGAGAGUCCUGCUCUUAUGUGUACCAUUGUUUUGAAGGACGGGGCCGAACUACACUUCUUUUGGCUAACGGAGCCACGGAAGUGGUUUACUGGGCCAGGGGGGACACUUUUGCGGUUCCGGCGUGGUCGGAAAGGGUGCAUAAAGCGGAGGAACAGCGCAGCUAUUUAUUCGCUGUGAAUGACCUUCCACUGCUUACAAAUCUCGGUAUGUAUCGUAAGGAAUAGUUAAGGGACCUGGUAGUGUGCUGGUAUAAUUCGAUUUCAUCACUUGAUUGGCUAGUAGGUUAAUGGCACAGCGCUAAAUACAGUGGCAUUAACGGAUUAUGAAAACUG
Messenger RNA from Pseudomassariella vexata, 1301 nucleotides. Its product is annotated as gentisate 1,2-dioxygenase. Gene Ontology annotation, molecular function: dioxygenase activity. Lineage: Eukaryota; Fungi; Ascomycota; Sordariomycetes; Amphisphaeriales; Pseudomassariaceae. The transcript has 2 exons. The coding region runs from base 219 to 1193 and encodes 324 amino acids. The record is from RefSeq and is a predicted model, not a curated record.